AAGAUUCGGGCCAAAAUGAAUUAGUCCACAGUGCUUUAUUGAGGUCCGGGGGCGAUUCGCUGGAUAACCAUAGUUUUAUGUAUAUACAAAAAUUGUUUAUACUUUUGUGAAGUUAUUUGAUUAACUCAUGUCUAAAGCAAAUUACUUUUUUUACAAGAUUUAAAAUGGCAAAUGAGGUAGUUGCCUCCAAGGAUAAAAAUGUGCUGGCAGUUUCAGGUCCAGUUUACACAACAAAUACCAAAAUCAAGCAGAAGAUAUUGGAUGAAGAGGAAUAUUUAACUAUACUCGAAAAAAUAGUUGAGAGAGAUUUUUAUCCUGAGCUAACCAAGUUAAAACUUCGUUUACACUAUCUUAAUGCAUUGGAGACCGAUGAUGUUGAAAAACUUAGAGAAAUUCAGCUUCAGCUGGAAAGAGAAACACCUUGUGCUGAAAGAAAGGAAACGCCACGUACCUUUGACAUAAAGGUAAAAGAAGAAGAUAGCUUAAGCAAUAUUGAUAAAGAUAAAAACCAAAAAUUGUCUCUUGAUAGUUUUUUGUUAAAAAAUACAUCUGAAGAUAAUGCAUCCUUUGAAAAAAUAAUGGAAAUUACUCGAAAAAAACACAGAGAAAAAUAUGCAUGGCUUUUUGAAAAACAAGAAGAACAAGAAGCACGGGAAAUUUUGGCAUUAACACUACCGAAAUCAAAUGAAGAACAGUUAAAGGCAUUAGAAAAUUUAUCUUCUAAUGUUGAGACAUGGAAGUAUGUCCCACGCAAUGCAUUAAUGUACACACCUGAUGGAGUGGAUUUGAGUCUUGAAGAGUUUAUUAAGAAAAAAGGUGAAGCUCAACAAGUUAUACGACAUGAAAAUACACGAUUCAAAUCAGAUCCCUUUGAUUCAGCUGCCAGUCAUGCAAGCCUAGUGCGAGCCACCCAAGACCUUUCCAGUUUAAGAAAGAAAACUGGUAAGGUAGGUGUUGAUGGGCAUCUAGAACACCAAAAUGUUACACCAACUGUUCAGGGAUAUGGGUUUGUUGCUACUCCGUCACCUGCCCCAGGAGUAGAUGCUUCCCCAUUAAUGACAUGGGGAGAAAUUGAAGGCACUCCAUUACGCCUUGAUGCAACACCUUUAUCAAAUAAUGUUCCUUCAUUUAAAAUACCUGAACCCCCUCGUCGAGAAAUGCUUGCACAUUCUCUUGCUGAGAAAGCUAGUAAACAGCAUCGGGAGAAAAGAAAGAAAGCUUUUGCUGCUGCUACAGCUUCUUUAUUCUCACCAAAGAACAGCCCGAGACAAGGAAUGCUAACUUCUGAGCGACUUGAAAAGUUAUCUCCCGCUGCUCAAAAGUUACUUAAAGCAGGUGUUCGUGUUGGGACAGAUAAAUCUUUGCAAGCAAGUUAUUCGCCAAGUCCAAUAGCAUUCAAUUUAUAUGGAAUGUCUCCUAAAAAUCGAACGCCUGGAUCACAAAGACAGCGUACUAAGACUCCGGGUUCAACGCAUGACGAUUCCUCCAUAACUGAUGACCUUUUAAAGUUACCUGAAGUGUGAGGCUAGUACAAUAGUUAACCUCAGAUUUCAUUAUUUACAUCAAAUAAUGGCGUAGUUAUCUGACCGUGUUGUUUGACUGUAAUACUCGAAUCAGUUGGUAACAGUUCUCUUCUUUGUAUUUGCUAAAAUAAAUAUAAAAACUUAAACAGAAUAGUUAAA
This is a messenger RNA of Hydra vulgaris (swiftwater hydra), 1682 nucleotides long. Its product is annotated as splicing factor ESS-2 homolog. Lineage: Eukaryota; Metazoa; Cnidaria; Hydrozoa; Anthoathecata; Hydridae. The record is from RefSeq and is a predicted model, not a curated record. Gene Ontology annotation, cellular component: catalytic step 2 spliceosome.